AGUGCAAAUGGCGGUGUUAUCGCCAGAAAGCUGUGUCCGAAGCCGCGCAAGUGGUUUGCGGGGUAAUGUCUUAUUUUAAAUUGCUUUUUCUCAAACCGCAGUUAGUGGUCGCGACAUUGUGCAUCGGCAUUUAAUGUCAUUCGUUUGCUUUGGGAUGACUGAUAUUCUGGACUGGUCUACCCUUACUACCUGAUAUUGUACAUCCCUUCAAGCUUCACAGGGUAGGGCUUUACGGAACAUGACUGAAGGUCCUCCUCCCGGCUCUCUGUUUGAGCUGAAUGUGACAGUGGUGUCAGCAAAGCUAAGCCCUACUGGAAUCUUGUUCAAACCUGACCCCUACGUGGAGUUGAGUGUGGAUGGUGGUGUUCCUGUCAAGACUGAGUACAGUAAGAGCACAUGCAAUCCCAAGUGGGACGAGCAGUUCCCUGUCCUGGUGACUCCAUACUCAAAGCUGCACUUCCGUGUCUUCAACCAUAACUCCCUUAUAAAGGAUGCUCUGCUUGGUGAUGGAUGCCUUGAUCUCUACCAAGUUUUGGAGAAGACUGAUGGGAAACUGGAUAAGGUUCCUCACCCACUGGAGCUGAGCUGUGGAGGGAAGUCCAGUCGAAAUCACAGCUACCUCCUCACUGUGUUGGAUGGACUCCAUGUAGAUUUGAGCUGGUAUCCUCCUAAGGCUUCCACAUGUGCUGCUAGGAGGGCUGAAGCUCCAAGGACAUCGUCAUCAUCAAGUUCGCUCCACCAGAAACACAAUGGCUCUGUGGCCAGCCUUCCCAGCAGCAGCAGCACCUCUGAGAGAAUGCUUCCCAAUUCUAGGCACCGUAAUGCAGGAGGUGCCCGAGCACGAACACACAGGCACAGCCAUCAUACAAGCACUGAUGGUUUGGCUGGUGGCUCAGCCUCGUCAUCAGGUGGAGGCUCCGGCGAGGGCCCACCAUCACCAGAACACACACGGCAACAAGGAAGUGGUGGUGUCCAGGUUGGUGGCAACGCUGUUGGCAGUGGUGGCACAACUGACAAUGUGUGCCACCCAUCAGUAUCUGCACCAGCACCAUCAGAAGAGCAAGUGGAUGAUGGGCAUUGGACAGUGGUUCGCAUGGAUGGUGUUCGACCUGGAGAUUCUGACCACACAGCUGAUGGAACAGCUACUCAGAGAGCAACAGGUACGCCUUCCACUAGUCAGUCAAAUCCUCGUCGUGGCACUGUAAUUCACACUCCUGAAGUGUCGCCCGAGGUGCCUCAGGUAGCCCCGAGCGCUAGUCAGGUGCGGGCUAAUGCUCGUCGCAGUGGUGCUGCCGCCCCUUCAUCACCUAGUGGAGGUGCAAUGAGGGGCAGUGCCAGUGCAUUGCAUGCUGGCAACGGUCAUGCAGUCCCUGCAACAACAGCUGCUGUGCCCCCUACUGUACCUACUUCAACAACAAGCUGCAGUAGCAACAGUUCACUUCAGGAAGAAGAAGCCUUGCCAUUGGGGUGGGAAGUUCGGUAUGAUCAGUUCAAUAGGAAAUACUAUGUGGAUCACAACACAAGAAGCACAACAUGGGAACGACCUCAACCGCUGCCACCUGGAUGGGAAAUGCGAAGGGACAACAGAGGUCGCGUGUAUUACGUGGACCACAACACUAGGACUACUACUUGGCAGCGUCCUACUGCUGAGAGUGUUCGGAAUUACCAGCAUUGGCAAUCCACACAGGCUCAAGCAAUGCAGCAAUGCCAACAACGGUUCCUCUAUCAUACACCUGUACAGGUGGAAGAUGAUGAUCCCCUAGGUCCUCUUCCUGAAGGUUGGGAGAAGAGGAUUGACCCUAACAACCGUGUGUACUUCGUCAAUCACAAGAACAAGACAACCCAAUGGGAGGACCCUCGAACACAGGGGAAAGAGGAGCCACUUCCCCCUGGAUGGGAAAUAAAAUACACACCAGAUCGGGUUCGUUAUUUUGUGGACCACAACACAAAGACAACCACAUUCAAAGACCCUCGGCCUUCGUACGCUUCGAAAGGGCCAAAAGGAGCUUAUGGUGUUCCACUUGCCUAUGAGAGGAAUUUUAAAUGGAAACUGACACAGUUUCGUUACCUCUGUCAUUGCAAUUCACUACCAAGUCACAUCAAGAUAACUGUCUCAAGACAGAACAUCUUUGAAGAUUCCUUUAGUCAAAUAAUGCGCGUACCCCCGCAUGAGCUGAGGAGAAGGCUCUUCAUAACAUUUAAGGGUGAAGAAGGGCUUGACUAUGGAGGGAUUGCAAGGGAGUGGUUUUUUCUAUUGUCUCAUGAGGUUCUCAACCCCAUGUACUGCUUGUUUGAGUAUGCUGGCAAGAAUAAUUACAGCCUGCAGAUCAACCCGGCAUCUUCGGUGAACCCAGACCACCUACUCUACUUCCGCUUCAUUGGCCGGUUUAUUGCCAUGGCUCUGUUUCAUGGGAAGUUUAUCUAUAGCGGAUUCACUUUGCCUUUUUACAAGCGAAUGCUGGGCAAGAAAUUGACAAUGAAAGACAUUGAAUCUAUAGACAAUGAAUUCUACAACUCGCUUAUCUGGAUCAAAGAAAACAACAUUGAAGAAUGUUCCUUAGAGUUGUACUUCAGUGUAGAUUUUGAGGUACUUGGCCAGAUACAGUCUCAUGAGCUCAAACCAGGUGGUGGGGAGAUUCGUGUUACAGAAGAGAACAAAGAUGAGUACCUCAGGUUGAUGACAGAUUGGCGCUUCUCGAGGGGCCAGGAGGAACAGACAAAAUCCUUUCUGGAUGGCUUUAACGAAGUGCUUCCACUUGAAUGGCUGCACUACUUUGAUGAGCGAGAACUGGAACUCAUGCUGUGCGGCAUGCAAGAAAUUGACAUUGAUGACUGGCAGCGUAACACCAUCUAUCGACACUACACGCGCAACAGUAAGCAAGUAAUUUGGUUCUGGCAAUUCAUCCGUGACAUGGACAACGAGAAGCGGGCACGCCUUCUACAGUUCGUCACCGGUACUUGUCGUGUCCCCGUAGGCGGCUUUGCCGAGCUAAUGGGGAGCAAUGGGCCACAACGCUUUUGCAUAGAAAAGGUUGGCAAAGAUACAUGGCUGCCACGAAGCCACACUUGCUUUAAUCGUCUAGACCUACCCCCCUACAAGAGUUACGAGCAGCUUGUUGAAAAGCUGACCUAUGCUAUUGAGGAGACUGAAGGAUUUGCGCAGGAAUGAUGCCUACUGCACUUCUAGACAAUGGGGGAUUGUACACUCCAGCCACCAGAAUCUAUGGGGAACUGUGCAAGUGUCUGACCUUUUGCUGGUCUAAAAAUGAUGUAUCAGCUGCAAACAGCGAAGUGUAUAAUGGAAAGUUUGGCUAGCAUUUUUUAGUGUCCUAUGUUCUUGUAAUGUGCUUGAAGCUCUAGCUUUAUAUGAUAUCAUCUGGAUAGGAUACAUGUUGAUGACCUACUAAGUGAAAAUAACAAAAGGGUGAAACGAGAGUACAGACACAGUAUUUAGAUGCAUAUGUGGUGCAGUGAGUGAGCUGUUUCAGUGCCCCAUGCCUGUUUCCAUGUAUGUUCCUAAAUACUGUUCUAAGUUUCCACCCUGUGGCCUUAGAAGUUUGACUUCACAGAACAUUCCACUACUCAGGCCAUACUAAUGCUUGUAUAAUGGGGACCUAGAGACUGAGAGCUUCUUACAAAUGUUUCAACCGUACCUUGGCUGAACCCUAGUUUUCCACCAGAUGUGACUGGUCAGAUUUAUCCUUCCGCAUUGUACCAUACAAUGAAGAUCAUGCUAAGGUGCAACACGGAAGUUGUGGCAUCUGAAGCAAUUCUGGAAUCCGGUGGCAAGAUAUGGAGCCGGUCGGAUCAGGCACUACUGUAGAACCUUCUUAUACAUAGUGAAGUUGGUCAGACCCCUAAGAAACUUCACUAUAUAUCAGUAAUUCAUGGUUGGGAUUUCAAAACAUGAAGCCACACAUUUACUUCACUACAUGUAGGUUCACUAUAUAGAGGUUUUACUGUAUCUGUUUGUAGGGGAGGGUGUAUACAUGUGAGCGGUUCUUGUUUCGGUUCCACAACAACAUAUGUGUCUGGCAGUGACCACUGUCGCUUGUCCCAGCUCCCGUACAUGCAUAUCUGUGCCCUCCCCUACAAACAGAUAGGUCUGGCCAGCUUCAUAUCUCGUGCAUAGGUGCUCAAGUUUCUUCAGAGGCUACAGCUUGUGUGUUGCACAUAAGUAUGAUUUUUGUUGUACCUUUCAAAAGUCUGAGUGCAGAUGCUGUGAUGUGACAAUGAGAAUGUUCAUUAUCGUCACAUGGCAAAAAGUACAUUGGUUCACGCUUUAUUUGGUUUCAGUAGCUGUAAGUAUUGUAUCUCAAAUUUAUCUGUCAUGAAUGGUGAAUCAUAUCUUUGGUGGUUUUCAUCAAGCUAUGGUUGCACAGUGCACAUGCAUUUGAAGCUUUCUAGUUCAGUCUGUCUUCCAUAAUCAAACAUAAACGUAGGCCCAGGGGAAAUGUCAAUUGUUAGGCUGUGUUGAAACCAUGUUCAUUUUCAAGUUAGUCCAUCAUUGCUGGAGUACAGUACUGAAUGAAAGUGGAAAGUUUUGUGAUCUGUACUGCGGAAGAAACAUUUGACCAUUGAUAGAGGUCUUCAGAUGUUCAAGGAAGUUCACAUGUGAGUGUUAACAUCUUUACAUGAAUUAAAUUCUGAAUAAAAAUGAUUUUAAUGAUUUUA
Molecule: messenger RNA, 4674 nt
Organism: Ornithodoros turicata
Lineage: Eukaryota; Metazoa; Arthropoda; Arachnida; Ixodida; Argasidae
Gene: Su(dx)
Product: E3 ubiquitin-protein ligase wwp-1-like
Exons: 24
Coding region: 239-3169 (976 amino acids)
Biological process (GO): protein polyubiquitination; proteasome-mediated ubiquitin-dependent protein catabolic process
Cellular component (GO): cytoplasm
Molecular function (GO): ubiquitin protein ligase activity; protein binding
Source: RefSeq, a predicted model, not a curated record